Molecule: messenger RNA, 1474 nt
Organism: Poecilia reticulata (guppy)
Lineage: Eukaryota; Metazoa; Chordata; Actinopteri; Cyprinodontiformes; Poeciliidae
Gene: lyrm5b
Product: LYR motif containing 5b
Biological process (GO): respiratory electron transport chain
Cellular component (GO): mitochondrion
Source: RefSeq, a predicted model, not a curated record
CUGUACCAGUUUUGUCGUCGUCGGCCUUUUUGUGUCCGUUUCAGGAGGUUACCAUCUUGAUAUUCGCUACUCUUUGGUUGUUUACUCGGAGUUCCAGAUUCAGCUUUUUUUCAAGGAUCAGAUUUACAGAUAAAGUUUGAACUUUAAAUCAGUCUGUCUGAGCGGUCCACCCCAAGUUUAUUUUCCACACAAACGGUUGUAAACAGAAGGCGAACCAAAUCAUUUUCCGGGUUGACCGGAGAGUCCGGAGGUCACCUGGACAGCUCUUUGGAUGAUGGCCAACCCUCUGCGGUCUGAGGUGGUUCGGCUCUACAAGAACCUCCUCUACCUCGGCCGGGAAUACCCGAAAGGCGGUGACUACUUCAGGGACCGUCUGAGAGCGGCGUUUACCAAGAACAAGUCCGUCCAGGACCCGGAGCAGAUCAAGGCCAUGAUCGCCCGGGGGGAGUAUGUGGCGCGGGAGCUGGAGGCGCUCUACUACCUGAGGAAGUACCGGGCGAUGAAGAAACGUUACUACGAGGAGUGAAGACGCUCCGCAAAGACUCGCAUAGAAAAAAGAGAAAAUAGAAACAUUUUUAUUUAAGAACAGAUUAAUCAACAGCAGCUUCAACCGACCCUGCAGAGUUUAAUAUAUAAAAAAAAAAACCCAAAAAAACAAAAAAAAACACAAAAGGAAUAACAGUCUAAAAAUAAUGUAUCAGUUAUUCUUCAGAAAACGGGGAGGAGUUUCGGGUCACAUCGUAGGGGGCGCUAGAGAGUCUCCAUCAGCCAGGUUGGCCCUGCAGAUCGGACAGGUGGAGUUGUCCUGUCGGGAGGAAACAGGCAGGUUAACACAGAGAUGUUCAUCACAGACAGACAUCUCACUCUGUUACAAAAUCAGCAGGGUUUAUCUAAAUCGGGCGUGUCCAAAUUUUUUGUUGUGUGGGGAAAAAACUGUCGAGUCAGACAAAAAUUAAAAAAAUUAAAAAAUUAAAAGCUUUACAUAAAAUGGAAAACAAUUAAGGCUGAAAUGACUAACCAUGAUUAAUUGAUUAUUUAAAUAAUGUUUACCAACUUAGGGAUUGUCAACUGGAAUACACAGACUCAAAAGAAGGACAUUUGCUGAAAGAACAAGAUCUAAAGACAAUUAAACCGAAACUACAAAAAGAUGAAAAAUCUUCUCUGUCUGUAAAUGUGCUACAAAAAACUCUUCAACUAUCAUUGGUUUAGCUUCACCUGGUUCAAAUUCUGUAAAAUAAAUAAACAAAUCUUCAAUUCAGCACCUUUAUAAUCCAAUUACUAAUCAGUUAAUUGAUGUCAAGACCAGCAGAACUGGAUGAGCUUUUCAUAUGUUUAUGUUAGAAGUAUUUUUUUAGCUGCAAUUGAUCAACAGAAUAAUAUAUUGCUGCAUUUUAGGGAAUAAAAUAUUUCCCUUUUCACUAAACGGAACUGAAUUGUUUAGUCACAUUUUCUAAUACAUUUAUAAUAAUAUAUA